Messenger RNA from Hermetia illucens (black soldier fly), 2897 nucleotides. RefSeq lists its product as uncharacterized. The transcript has 6 exons. The record is from RefSeq and is a predicted model, not a curated record. NCBI's taxonomy places the organism in Eukaryota, Metazoa, Arthropoda, Insecta, Diptera, Stratiomyidae. The coding region runs from base 717 to 1688 and encodes 323 amino acids.
CUAUAUGGCGACAUCCUAUCAACUCCGUGCUGGUUCUUCAUCAACUAACCGAUUGUUUAAUUGAUAUAAAUCCUCUUAACGGUUGUUUAUUUUCCGUACUUAAUUAUGUGGAUUUGUGGCAAAAAUGAGAUUUUUAGUAAUUUUUGGAUAUUCUGGUUGAAUAUUUCUUGUAUCUAAAGAAACCUUUGAAACUAGGAAGAAAGUGGUAGUUGAAACAGUGUUUCGGGUUUAAAUUGUGUGAAGUGAAUUUAAAAAAAAUUCAUACAGCUAUACUUCAAAAAUAAAUAUAAAUAUCCAAAUCGUAUUUCUUUUGAAUUUUCAAAGUGCGUUCACCCAAAAUUGAAAGUGAAGCUCCCUAAAAAAUAGAAACAAAAAUACUUUGGUUCGCUUGUAAGAGGCAACGCUAAUGAAAGAAAAACCAUAUACCCUCAGGUAUUAAAAAGGAGUAGAGUGUAAUCAUUCGUAAAUACAUAAUAAACACGAUUGCCUACAAACGUAUGUAACAGGAGCAAAAGUCAUAAGCAACACGAAACCUACUUUAACUAAUCAACUAAACAUCACCUGAAUUGCAAAUCAAGGAAAUCAAAGCAGAUUCAUGAACACCAUGUUCGGCAAAUACUCCAACUUGUGAAGUUACAUCAGAGAUGGAAAAGAACAAGCAAAUCAUCGGCCUCGGAUUCAGGAAAACGUGUUGACGAUAUACCUUUCUAUAAAAAAUGGAAAGCAAAGGACUAAAACCCUUCAACUGGUUCGCGCUUUUUAAUUUGUUUGCACAAGUAAUAUGCUUAAAGGAUCUUCACGUCUCCGUACCGGAAGCAGUAGCGGUGGGUGAUAGGGUGACGCUUUCAUGCUUCUAUGACCUGGAAAACGCAGCGCUGUAUUCCGUUCGAUGGUACUUUGAGAAUGAGGAAUUUUAUCGAUAUGUCCCGAAAGAGCAACCACCAACCAGGGUUUUUAAAGUUUUCGACAUUCCAGUCGAUGUACAAAAAUCAACAGAACAUAGGGUAGUAAUACGCUCGGUAACACGCAGCCAUUCGGGCAGUUAUAUGUGUGAAGUAUCAGCGGAUGCGCCUCUAUUUCAUACGGAAUCGAGUUCAGGAACAAUGCUAGUUGCCGAUUUACCCAAAUCGGAGCCAAUUAUCACAAUUCAAGGGAUGACAGGCAUGGAAAGCAAACGCUUCGUGAAUAGGCAUGAAACAUUCAAGGCACAUUGCACAUCCGGCCCAUCGCAUCCAGCUGUGAAUUUUACGUGGUUCGUUAAUGGGAUUAAGUUGCCGCCGACCCAUUUCGGAUUGAGGGACACCAACGACUUUUUGAACGCUGUAAGCAUGACGGAAUCCUGGUCUGAGCUGCUGGUCCAAGUGGACAAUCAUAUUUUGACACCGUCAAACCGAAAAUUGAUAGUGCGCUGUGAAACAAAUAUUUACAGCCUGUACCGAGGAGCAGCUCAAGUCGAACUUUUUGUUCUUUGGGACCCGCGAGAAGCAUUCUGGCAUGACGGUGGAAAAGUCAGCCCCACCAUAGAUCAGCGAGGGAAUCGAGGAGACCCGGACAAUUCACCUCUGACUGGUGGAGUUGCAAACCACCACAGAGAAUCGUUAAUUUUUAAAUUUAAGCAUAAUUUAAUUGACACAAUACAAUCAUUAGUAGCGACGUUGUUUUUCAGUGUACUCCUUGUGAUGCUGUGAGACUUGGGUUCAUCUUUAGAUAAUUUCGCAAUCAGUUAUGACUUUGUUCAUUCUGCUACAAUGCUGAUGUUUUUUAAUUGGGAGGGUCGUAGAGAUGAGAUAGAAACAAAUCAAAAUAGGAACGCAGAGCCAAAUCAAAUCGAAUUCAAGAGUUCAUGAGCUGAAUUGAUAACAUCCUGCCAUAGUUUCAGAUAUUAUAUUUGUCUCCGUGGGACGUGUUGAUUUUAGCCUUGCACUAAAGUUAUAUAUUGGAGCUACUCUGUCGGUGUUCAAAAGCAUCGCACUCCCAUUAAUCUUAGAUAUCUACCAAACUAAUUUCCAUCUUAAAUUAAUUUCUGAGAUAGAAGCAUAAACGAUUUAUCAAUAUCUCAACCACCACAAUACUAAGUUUUCACCUUAACUGGCAUAAAAAACACGACAAUCUACGUUCCGACAAAUUAGUUGUAACUGAAUACAAAUCGGUAUUUAAUUUGUGGCAAGUUUUUAUUUAGUAACUGAAAUUUUCUUUAAAAUUGUACAAUUUCAGACUUUGGGAAUACCUAAAUUUCAAGUGUUUGCAAAAUUUUUAAAAAGUAUAUGGUGGCUUUGAGGAGCUUAAAAAAUGGAAGACACUCUAGUAGUUGAAUUUUUAUGUUCAUCUUAUCCUUCAUUUCUUUUCAAAAACAUUUGUGAUAAAUAAGAUUAUUUUCAUACGACGUCCUUGUUCAUAUGUAUGUACUUCUGAACAUGAUAAGAACCCUCGUUCACACUGCUGAGCGUACUCGCACUAGGAAUGGCCCGGAAUAAAAAGAAACUGCAGUAAAUAAAAAUCAAAUUUUAACCCAAAAAAAAGUUCAAAAUGAAUUAAAACGUAAUUGUACAGUUACACAUAGUAUAUUUAGCGUAAGAAUUUGAAGAUUAAUAAAUAAAAUAAUGCAAACAAAGGUAAAUGUUGUGUUUGAAACUAGACAUAGUCUCUAGGGAUAUUUGUAAAUCGGGCCUUGUAUGAGAAUCUAUUUGGAAAUAUAUAAUAUAAAAAAAAUAUGAUAGUAAUGCACUAAGCUUAUGCGUUUACAAGGUCAGAGCAUGGUAGCAAAUGCAUCGUCAUUCAAAAGAAAUUAUUAAGAAUUAUGUUGUAGUCAGAGUACAGUGCGCAGAUCAUAAAUACAUACUCGUCUUGCAAUAAUCAGAAAAAAUAUUGUGUAAAAUUUUUGUAAUUAAAUAAAUGAA